Messenger RNA from Emiliania huxleyi CCMP1516, 855 nucleotides. RefSeq lists its product as hypothetical. Bases 1 to 855 code for a protein of 284 amino acids. The record is from RefSeq and is a predicted model, not a curated record. NCBI's taxonomy places the organism in Eukaryota, Haptophyta, Isochrysidales, Noelaerhabdaceae. The transcript has 2 exons.
AUGGCGCCCGCGAGGUCGAAGGCUGUCUCCCUCGAGGACCGUCGCGCUGCUAGCGCCUCGACGGUGCGCCCGAUUGACGGCGGCGCUUUCGCGGCUCCAAUAUUGGCGCCGGAAGCGAUGGAGGUGGCGAGGAGAAUGUACAAUGAGCUGCGGCCUGCAGAGACUCCGCUCCUCCAGACGUCCUCGGGACAGUUCCAAAAGCUGAGGAGCGGCGACUCUGACUUUUGCACCGCAACUCCUAGGUGGCAGAGCGACAUUGCCUGGAUCAGCCCACUUGGCGAGGCCUCCUUCCGUUUCUUUCAGGCCCUCUUUGACCGGCUGCAGAUUGCCCAGCAGUUUGCCUUCCUCUGCGAGGUGUGCCUCUUCUCCGCCUUUUUCGUCCGGCGACGGGCCGCACACAAGACGAACUUUCACAGGGACUUUCCGGGGAACGCAAAGACGGUCUUCACAUUCAUGGCGCCGCUGCAUGACAUGAGCCGUCUCUCAGACUGCCAACUGCUCUGCCAGGAUCACAGAGGGCGAAUUAGGCAAUACCGUUACCAACUCGGCCAAGCUAUCGUCUUCGGCGGAGAAUUCGUCCACUCCACGGAGACGGGCGUCGCCCCGCAGCCACUCGCCUUUCUUUGCUUCACCUUUGGCGACCGGCGGAUGCUGGCGCACCAGUGGCUGAUGGCAGAGAAGACUUGCAGGGCUCAGAGCUUCACCUACCAGAACCUGACGGGCAGAGUGGUGGAGCUGAGGCCCAUGGGCACUGAAGGUUUCGCGUGGGUCGACGCGGCGCUUCCUUUGGCGCCGCGCUCCGCAUGCAGCGCGCCGAAGCCGCGGGUAGACUCGGGCGAGUUCCGUGAGAUGUAA